AUGUCGAAUAUUUCGCAACUUACUCUGGGGUGGGGGAGGCCAUCGUCCACAUUCUCGUCAGCAGCUUCAGUCUCGUCGUCAUCCACAGAAGUCGGUGGAGUAGACGAAGUCUCCGAGGUGCUUAUCCAGAUUGAUGGCGUACAAGUCAUCAAAUGUGAACUCCCGAUCGCCCUUUUCGUAUGUGCCCCCGUAGAUGUAGAGAUUGUCGCCUUGGACUGCGAGCUGGGCAUUGAAUCUCAUAUGCGGAGGCUCCAUGGUGACGGGCUUCUCCUUGACCGGCGUCUCCUCCUCUUCCUCUUCCUUCUUGUCAAGCUCAAUCCCGUCAAUGUCUUCCAGGGACACACCCGUCUCGAGGGCAGCCAGCUGCCGGAGAAGCUCCUCCUCGUUGCCCUGCCGGUUACGGCGGCCUCCUCCACCGCGCUGCUCCUGAGCACCCUUCUUCGCCUGCUGGCGGGGCUUCCUCAGGUUCAGCGGCAUGAACCUGUUGCGCUCAACGUUCCACGCGAACAGCUGGUUGAAGAACUCGCUGUCCAUGCCCUCCUCGCUCUGCUCGACGUCGUGGACGCCGCCGAAGAGGAUCCCCCGGCCCUUGUGCCAGGUCAUGGUCGCGCCCGCGCGGGACGGCGUGGGCGUGUUGACCGGCUUCUUGCGCUUCUCCCACCUGACGGUCGGGAGCGCGUUCGGCCCGGCGUCGGUGGCCGGCAGGCCCAUGCGGAGGAAGAAGCAGUCGUCGUGAACCUUGGGCUUGAGGAUGUUCUUCUGCCCCUGGCUCUGGCCGCCCUUGCCGCCCUUUUGCUUGAUGUUCACGGUGGCCUUGACGCGCGAGUACCCUCCGUAGAGGACGGCUCCUUGCUCAUGGGGGAGCAGGGUGAAGGAGGACCUGGCAUCUGGUUUGAGUUGAGCGGGGGGCAAGACUGGGCUGAUCCAGACGAAGUUGAUCGUAUCGAAGAUCCAGAGAUCCGCCAGGUACUUGGUCUGGUUGGAAGUGUCCUGGAAGCCACCGAAGAGAAUGAUGUAGUGCUUCCAGUACGUCAUUCGGUGGCCACUCCUGGCGGGCGGGCUCUUGUCCUUGCCCUUGACCUCGAUCUUGGUCCACUCUCUGGUUGCGGGCUCCAAUCUCCAGAAGUCAGAGUAGUGGUGGAAGGUGCCCUGCUUGGGAGAGGAGAACUCGCCGCCGAAAAGAUAGACGUGAGGGGCAUUGGGCGAGGUGACGCAGCGCCACUCAUCACGGCUGAUGUUGUAGAUGAACAGGUCGUUGUAGAACUGGGCGAGCGAGCCGUUGAAGUACUCGCCGCCAAAGAGCAGCAGGUUGUUGGAGUCGUGGGGGGCUGCCAUCAGAGUAGAGGCGGCACGAGGCUUGGGCGGGGCAUCGCAGACAGUCUCGGUGAUCUUGAGGAACUGCUCCUGCUGGCGGGCGUAUUCCUCGAGGAUCUCGUCGAGGUCGACAUCCUCGGCGUCGCUGCCCUCGACCUUGGCGGCCUUGGUCUUGGCCUUCUUCUCGCCCUUGGAGGCCUGCUUGGCUGCCUUCUCAGCCUGUUGGUUUGGACGUGGGUGUUAGCUGGGAUGAAUCAGUGA
This is a messenger RNA of Clonostachys rhizophaga, 1575 nucleotides long. Lineage: Eukaryota; Fungi; Ascomycota; Sordariomycetes; Hypocreales; Bionectriaceae. The record is from the annotation of a GenBank genome assembly.